CUGCGUUUGGCGGUUCUGAAAAGCCUACAGUUGUCGGGUGUGCUUGUAAACACUCGGACGAUGGAAAUUAGUCUUUUGAAUCUUUUGUACGGAUUUGCUAGCUGUAUUUGAUAUAAUCUGCCCCCACGCGCUGUCCGUCUUUUUUAACGCCGCAGAAAUGAAGGCAUCAGUUCCGGAAAUAUUGAGGGAAGUUGAAACCGUCAAGUCAGCACUAGCCGAAGACAAUCCUCGGAAUGCCAGGGCCUUCAAGCUUCGCACAAGGCUUUGCCUACUGUUAGAAGAGUUGCUCCUGACAGACUUGGAGCUUGCCCUGGACAAAAAAGUAGAGCAGGAGCUGUGGAACAGUGCUUUUAGGAAUCCUAUUGCAGCAUUCCAGGUCAAAUCGACUGACAAGAAGGAAAGGGCGAAUGGCGAGUCCCACACAAUGCUGUCUACAUUGUUGGAGACAGCCAGUGGCUUCUAUCUUCAGCUUCUUCAAAAACUCUGCUCUGUAUAUGACAUCAGCUUCAAAUGCCGCUUGAAUGACUUGGAUUUUGGCAUCUUGCAGUGGGUGAAGCAGGAUGACGUAAAUGUUGAGAAACCAAAGAAGUCCUCUGUCCUCUACAUUUGUCAGCAUUGCUUGGUUCACCUUGGAGAUAUAGCACGCUAUCGGGGUCAAUCACUGCAGGCUGAAAACUUCUACCGCCAUGCUGUUGACAUGGGACCACGAAAUGGGCACCCUUACAACCAGCUUGCCCUUCUGGAAGCAGCUAGUGGGGAGAAACUCUCUGCAGUGUUUUUUCACGUGCGCAGUCUGGCACUGCUGCACCCUUUCCCAGCAGCUGCUACCAACCUUUCCAAGCUCUACUCGAAAAUGGUGUCUGACAGUGCUUCAUCCAUUGGCAAGACAAAAAUGACACCGUAUGAGUACACUACAGCAUUUCUUCAGUUUCACGCACACAUCUAUCUUCACACAGAGAUGAGCCGAGCCGAGGGUGUGCUGAGCUCUCUGACGAGCAGCCUGCCUGCGCUGGUGAUGGUGGAAAAGCUGGACACAUGGCAGCUGCUGCAGAUGGUGGCCAUCUGCAUGUUCAGCCAGCAGCACUGCACAACGCAGGCACCCAGCACGACUGACUCAAGCACUGUCGCCGCCCCCCCGCACAAGAAGGCCCAACACCUCCUGCUCGACCUAGUCGCAAGCAUGUUGCACGCUUUCCUGCUGCCCAUGCAUGCGCUCCAGGACCCUCGAGACAUGCGUGACUGCUGCAGCGUGCCUGUGGUAAAGCUGGUCCUUGACUGGCUUUUGCACAAACAGGAGCUGCUGCACAGUGAGCCUUUCGUUCGAAAGCCACAGGUCUGGCAUGGAUUCUGCAAGCUGAUCAAUGCAUUGCUCACUGUGCUUCCUGCUGAGUUUCCAAAAGAGAAAUUUAUCACAAUUCCUCUGCCCGAAGAUUGGGAUGUGCAGUGCUUCACGCCGCUACAGGAGGCUCACAGCAACCUCUGCUUUGAAAAGCCCCCAAAGCUGAUUAAAGGUGAAAUUGGUGACUUGAGGGCAAGCAGGCUUCUUGAUCUUGCAGAGAUGCUGAGCCAAGUGGUCAUGAAUGGCAAAAACGUGAUUGCACUGACAAAGGAGACACCAGCACGGUACAUCGCAAACCACUACACAGAAGCCAUGCGCAACCAGGUGCUGCAACAGAUACAGCAGCUGUCCAUUGAACCUGAGGGGGACUCCAGAAGGCCUGCAGAGAAGAGUGUCUCAGAGGUGCGCUUCAAGCUGGAGAAUGACAGCCACUCGAUCAAGGCAGGAGAGCCAGAGAAGAGGGGCAUCAAAGGGAUGACUUCGCUCAAGGACCGGAGACCAACCCGUAACGUGGCUAUGCAGGCUAUUUUUCAGCAGUGGGAGCAGCGAAGUGCAGGCCUGGUUGACAGCCAUAGUGGACGGAGGGGUCCCUCUGCUGACGCUCUAUCAUCUGCUGUACAUAAUAUGCCAGGUCAGAGCAACCACAAGGCUGAUGAGAAACCCUGGCAUCACCAGCACUUUCCGCGUACAAGCAGCAGUGGCAGCCGUGUGAGCUUCCAUCUGCCUCCUACAGCCAAUGGGCAGCCCCUAAAUGGCCCUGCUGCUCCUCUCACCUUUGACCCAGGGGUUGCUCCAAUGCCACCACCACAGCCGCAGCCACACUUCAGCUUGGCUGAUGGUGGUGGCGGGCAGCAGGCAGCAGCUGCCCAGCAGGCCUCGCCCUUUGUUGGUGGGCCUGCCCUGGCUGGACCAGCCAUGGGACCUUCGUACCUGUGGAACUAUUUUGUGCCCACCCCGGUGGGCCCCAUGGCUGCUCCUACAGCAGGACCCCAGCCGCCUCCGCUGUUGUACUUGGGCAGCCAGCCCAUGGUGAACCCACAGCUGGAGAACCUGCUGCGCCAGCAACAACAGCAUCAGCAACAGCACCAGCAGCAGCAACAACAAAAACAACAACAGCAGCAGCAGCAACAGCAGCAGCAGCAGCAGCAGCAGCAGCAGCAGCAGCAGCCGCAGCCGCAGCCCAUGGAGCCCAGCAAGGUGGCCAACAGUCCUGCCGACCUUUUCCAGGGGAAUCCGUCACCAGCAAUGGCACCCCCAUCACAGCCACCCUGGAUGCCACAGCAGCUGAUGGAAGUCAAUGGCUGCCAGGUGGUUCCCCCAAGUGGUACAGUGCAGACGCCAGGGCCCGACUUGCCAGCAAACACUUACUCACUGUUCAAUUCCCCUUGGCCCUCUGGUCUUCACCACAUGGCCAAAGAAGGUGGCAGAUCGCCAGCUGGAGCAAUUGACCCUAUGGUGAUGCAUUCCAGGAUUCAGUCCCUGUGGUCGGGACCUGGCCCCUCACCGCUGGAGCGUCUGCUUGAACAGCAGAAGCAGUGGAGAGAUGGUGCUGCGCAGUGAAGGCAUUCUGUCCGCCCCCCCCUGUCCAUCUGUGGAGCAAAGCGCUUGUUGGGAAUGAGGCUCUUGUCACCAGAAUGCCCAAAUGUUCAGUCGCCCAAGCAGUGUGGCAAGCAAGGCCACUGGCUGACAGCAGGCAAAAUGGAGCACUGGCCCUGCCAGCAGAAGGAAACUCUUUGGCUUUCGGGAACUGAGCAUCAAGGUGUGACUUGAGUCAACAGAGCACCCAGGCCUUGCUGGAGUUUGCAAGUUUUGAUCACUGCAUGCUUCUCAGUCCUGGACAAGGUGAAGUGCUCACGGAGGAGUGUCGAUUCAAGUGAUGAGCAUCCUUCCUGGCCAUCUGGAGUAGUCACUGUGGCUCAGGUUGGGUUUAUGACGUUUUAUUUGCCUCCUUUCCCCAAAGUUUGUACGCGUACAGCAGGGCCCAUGGUAUGUUUCCAUGGAGGUGUCGUGCAAGACCACGCAUGAUUGCCUGCCACCAACAAGGAUGAGAGAGAGAAAAGUUACAGGUUUUCUUGUCUUUCUUGUUCGGCUUGGUACCUUUCCAUGUAAGUCUAAAAAGUACAGUCUUCAACACCAAAACUGUGCACAUCAAAGACAAGAUGUACUUGGUUUAUGCUUAUCAUUUUAGUUUAUGCCUUCCUUAAAUUUCAAGUGCACUAUGUGUUUUUUUUUUUCCCCCUCUUCGUUUUUUUUUUUUUUACCUUGUAUCAUUUGUGUGGUUCACUGUUUGUGGCUGCAGAAACAGGGUAAGCAGGAAAGAAAGGCUUAAGUUGAAGGUCUUUUACAGCUUAGCUCAGCUUUGUUCUGAGCGAGGCAUAGCUGUGGUUCACAAAAACUGUUGCUUAGUUCUGCAGGCCAGUUCAACUAUUGUAGCAGUACAAAUAUCUCUAGUAUGGGGUUUUAGCUAUCUCACAAGAGGGCAAAAAGGUUUUAUUCAAACUUGCCUUUUGGUUUAUUCGUAAAGAACCUUUUGUAAGUGCGUAAUGCAUUUUUUUACUCAUACUUUCUUGUGCGUGCAUGUGUGUUUGAACACUUGUAAUGCAGCAUAAUUGAGCCACCAUAAAGGAUGACACUGUCUCUUUUUUUGUCAUUGAGCACAGUGAUACGGUUCAGUGCACAAGAUGUAGGAAACAUCGUAUAUGCCAAACAGUAAAUUCUUUUUGUGCCAUAUCUCCAUGCACUUGCUGCUUUUUAGACUCAAGGGUUGCCCUCCUGUUUCUUUUUUUUAAGCAUUGGGUCAAAGGGAUUCUUGUCACGCAUGCACGUACAGAUAUACUGCAAUUUCUUUCGUACAAGCAGCAUUGCUGUCCGCACAGCUUUGUUUGCAAUGUCCUUGUUUUCUGGUCAGCAGGCAUCUGUAUUGUGUCUGUUAUUUGUCUCAGUUGUUUAUAAGGGCAUUGCAUUGCCUAUGUGAGUGGUAUGCGUUAUCUACAGUGAGCUCAGAAAGUAUAGAGUGAGUUGCAGGUGUGCACAAGCUCUACUUUUCAGUCCUUAAGGUUGUAAGGCAAAUGGUACUUGGAAUUUUUUGUAUACAUAGCUCAUUUCAGAUCAGAUCAAAUAUGGGGCAGCCGGUUGACAUCUUUGUUUCAAAUUUGUGUUAUUCAUUCAUUGCUUAACAACUCAAGCACAUGAUUUAUUACUCAUUUUCAUUUGGAGAUUAUAAAAGUAUGCUUAAGUACACCUUGGGCCACUUGAUGCAUAUCUCAGACACAGUGCUUGGACAGAAUGGCCCAUGCCAACCCUUACAGGAAUGUCUGUUUUGACACAGCAUAGGUAGAGUUCAGCAUCAUACAAUUGAACAUUGUGGUCAUUGGCAUAGAGUGGAAUACCUAAACAGAAAGUAAGAUGAUUCUAGGAUGGGGUUUUCAUUUUGUUUACGUUAACAUAGUCAUUAAAUAUAUAUGCCUAGUACACCUCUAGAUGGAUUUUUAGAUUUUAGCAUAGCAUUGAUGAAAAAUGGGGUUCUUGGGGUCCAGCACAGCAUUCAGCUAUAAUGCACCAACAACAGAGCAUUGUCUAAUAGUAAAUUUAAAGUUCUAGCUGACUUGUUUCAUAAGACCCGAGGCUGGAAAAGUUGCAGAGUGGUGUGUUUUGUUGGCCAAGUUUUGUAUUCUUUCGAAAUGAAAUGGCAGCUACAGAAGCCCAUUUGGAAUAUUCCAGCAGUCCUUAGUUGGUGUGGCGAAAUUCUGUAAUACUUCACAAAAAAAAAAAAAAAUCUUUUAUUUAUGGUCAUACUUGGCCAGUACUGCACUGCACAAGAAUGCAUCUCUCCACUUAAGCAUAAUAUGUCGUAUUUCAAGAUCUCUCUUUUUUUUUUUAGUGAAAGUGAGGGCAUAACCAUUUAGACUAAUCAUUAGGUGGGGACAUAUAAAAAUGUGAACCAAAUAUCAGCCAGCUGCCCUUUGUUUAAUCUUAUCUGAAAUAACCCACAUGCUCCUCUCAUGUGAUCACUUAGUUGAGAGUGCGCUUUGUUUAAAACCUGAGAAUGUAAGCACUAUGUAACUUUUUCAGUCAACUAAAUGAAACCCGUGUUAUUGUUCCUGCAGUGAUCAAUCAUGCUGUACUUUUUUUUUCAUGAAAACUGCAUUUUUUUUAAUUGCGCAACAAUGUUUCUGUUAAGCAUUAUAAAUGAAACGUUUGAAGUUAUGGUUCCUGCCUGAUGUUGGGUUUCAAAGUACCCUUGAAGCAUCCAAAUAAACAUUUCCUUCACUAUGACUGACAAUUUCUUGUCGGCAAGCUGC
Messenger RNA from Dermacentor silvarum, 5640 nucleotides. Its product is annotated as nonsense-mediated mRNA decay factor SMG7-like. Bases 158 to 2899 code for a protein of 913 amino acids. Gene Ontology annotation, biological process: nuclear-transcribed mRNA catabolic process, nonsense-mediated decay. The transcript has 23 exons. The record is from RefSeq and is a predicted model, not a curated record. Gene Ontology annotation, cellular component: telomerase holoenzyme complex. Gene Ontology annotation, molecular function: telomeric repeat DNA binding; telomerase RNA binding; protein binding. Lineage: Eukaryota; Metazoa; Arthropoda; Arachnida; Ixodida; Ixodidae.